AUGGCCGAGGAAGUUUCGGAAGAGCAGCUUAAGGCUCUCGCCAUCAAAGAAGAGGAGGAAGAAUCAAAAUACAAAGCUCCCGCUGAGAAAUCAAUCGCAGAACUGCAAAACCUUGAUACAGAUGAUGAAGCGCUCAAAAGAUACAAAGAACAACUUCUUGGAAACGUCGAUGGGGCGACAAGCGCUGAUGGCCGCCGAGUCGUCGUCAAAAAAAUACUUCUCAAUUCCAAGGAACUUGGCAGUCCGUUGACGAUGGAUCUUUCCGACACGACGAAGAAGCAGUCUUUUAAAAUUAAAGAGGGAGCCGAAUACACCAUCGGAAUCGAGUUCAAAGUUAGCAACGAGAUCGUCUCCGGGCUGCGAUACAGCCAGGUCGUCACGCGAAAAGGCAUCAAGGUUGAUAAGAUGAAUUUGAUGGUGGGAAGCUACGCGCCGCGAGCUGAUGACUACACUUUCACUACUGAUGCUGAUGAAGCACCUUCGGGAAUGCUGGCUCGAGGCACCUACAAGGUCCAGUCAAAAUUCAUCGACGACGAUAAAAAAGAACACGCCGCUUGGGAGUGGCAAUUCGAAAUCGCCAAAAAGUGGGAAUAA
Messenger RNA from Oikopleura dioica, 594 nucleotides. The record is from the annotation of a GenBank genome assembly. Lineage: Eukaryota; Metazoa; Chordata; Appendicularia; Copelata; Oikopleuridae.